Molecule: messenger RNA, 1338 nt
Organism: Drosophila persimilis
Lineage: Eukaryota; Metazoa; Arthropoda; Insecta; Diptera; Drosophilidae
Exons: 2
Coding region: 25-1206 (393 amino acids)
Source: RefSeq, a predicted model, not a curated record
GAACAGAAAAUUUCUUUUGCAUAAAUGGAAAAAUACGAGAAAACAAAGAAGGUGCAGGAUGUCGCAGGCACCUGCUGCUGCAACUCAAAACCGAAUCUGAAUCCCCGUCAGAUGUUCGACGAAAUUGUGGAGGACAUUGCCAAGAGCCUCGCACAGAUAUUGCUGAUCUGUGGCAUCAACACUACGAAAAGCUACCAGGCCAAGUCCAUUAUCAGGCUUGCCUUUAAGCACCACGAAAAGUUGAGGACAAAAUGCAGCCCGAAGGAGGCGGCAGAGCCGCGUCUCGAUCGGGAUGACAUGCUGCAGGCUUUGAGCAUCAGGUGCGGAAUGCAAAGCGUGGAGGCCAUGUUGUCGUAUUCGAUCAUCAAGUGUGCAUUUAAGGCCUUCUUUCACGGCAAGCCACCGGUGUCGCUCAGUAGUCCGAUUGUGGAUGCCAAGGCCUUACACGAGCAGCAGCGGGCAUGGAUGAAUGCCUCCAACGUGACGUCCAAGCUCUUCGAAAACUACCAGUCGGCCUUCUUUUGGGCGCACAAGUCCUACAAGGAGCAGAUUGAUAUUAUCUACAGGGCGCUGUACAGUCGCAUGAGUGUCCGCUGUAACCCGAACGAGGGCCCACUGUGCUGCAAGCCGGUGGUGUCCAAGAAGCUCACCCUCAAGGAUGGCUGUCAUCUGCGCAGGGCCAGUAUUCUGUGUGGCCUUCAGGUGCCCCCCCAAUUGAAUACGGGCACUCUCGUAAACGUGCAGCUUCCACGCCCCUUACGCAAUGCAGAGGUGAAAGUGCCGCGCUGCGAUCAUUGCAACGGUCGGUUCCUCAUCUGCGAGUGCAACAUCGAUCAGCUGACGGCCGAGCAGUGCCAGGACUCGUACAAUGUGAAUUGGUAUCGCCUGGAGGACGAGCAACCGCAGCCCAAGCCCCAGUGGCCUCUAUAUGAAGAAGACAUGGUACCAGAGGAUAAGGACAGCAGAACUCAUCACUGCUCCGUGGACUGCAAACUCGACUGGAGCCGUGAGUCCAUGAAUGUGUGCCCGAAUGUCUUCGAUGGCGGUUCCUCCAACUACCAAAGCUGCACAGAUCUUUCCGACAAAAUGGUCGAUAAACUGGAGGAUUAUCUCAUCAAACUGUGGGCCGAAGAUGCGGCCGAAAAGAAGAACUCCCAGACGUACAUAUGUGGCCAGGACCAUUCGAGACACAGGACCAGCCUGUAAGCGAUCAGGGAUUGCGGAUCGAGCUCCACUUUGUUUCUUCCUUUUUGUCUAAUAUUUCGUAAAUACAAUGGAUUCGACCUUUUCCUGAAAUGAAUGUAAACCUAUAUUAAACGACCGUGCAAGAAGAAGUUA